GCAAACCUAGUCUGAGACGGUUUUUCGAGAUUAAGAUAGAGCACAUCCCAUCAUUUGAAAUUAUUGACGAAAUUAUAGAAGUUUGAAAAGUGUGUUGUGGAAACACUGGUGGAAACACUGGGAAAAUUCUCAGAAUGGAGCGAACGAACACACUGCCAUUUCUUAUAAUUUACCUUAUUCUUUUAUGCCUAUUUUUGGUCAAGCAAGCGCAAUGUGGACAUAUAGUUGGCUUUGCAUCGAUGAACUAUGUAAGUCAUCACAGAAUGUUGUGGAAACUUGGCAAAGAGCUCCAAACAAGGGGGCACAAAUAUACACACAUUUUACCAAAUUUUGCAAAGGAAACCUACGAUGACGUUGACGUGAAGAUGUUCAAUUCAUCGGUGACCAGCAAGGAAAUUCUGGAUUGGUAUCUGAAUUUAUCAACCUUUGGCGACGUAGGCAAAGACAUCUUCGCAUUAAUCGAAGCACUGACUACAGUAGUUCCAGAACGCUGGCGGUUCUAUCGGCAAUUCUGUGAGGAUCUUUUGAAACACGAACGCUUGAUAGUGGAUCUCAAAUCAUCCGUUGAUUUAGUGCUGUGUGAUGUGGCAAAUGAAUGUUGCUAUAUUCUGGCUGAUAUGUUGAAUGUAAGCCGCGUUGACGUCUCUACCGUAGGAUUUGCAAGUACACAUGGUGUAUACUUGUUCGAUUAUCCUCAAGCAUCCAUAUAUAUCACCCUAGAAGCUUCACUAUUAUUGCCAAGGGCAAGCAAACUUUUAUUCAUAAACCGUUUGAAAGGUUUUUUGACUUGUACAGGCUUUUGGAGCUUUUUUGCCAGUUCUAAACUGGAAGAUCUCUGGGAAAAGCACGGAAAAGCGAACUCGAAUUUUACGCGCGCGGGAGACGCACGCAGAGUGCACGGUAUUGCACUCAUCCCACAUGACUUUGCACUUGAACAGUCUCGCCCUCUUGGUGCGAAUAUCAAAGUCAUCGGUGCACUUUCACCAGAACCUGCUCGCAGACUUCCCGAGUAUUUGGAUAGGUUUAUGAAUGAAAAUAAGGUCGUUGUAAUAGUUUCAUUUGGCACAAUUUUUUCACACUAUCCAUCAAGCCUUGCUCAAACUAUCGCUGAUGAAUUGAGCCAGGUUCAUGCUGCUGUUUUAUGGAAAUACUCUGGUGUAAUGCCAAAAAAUAUUGGUAAAAAUAUCAAGAUAAUUCAAUGGUUUCCAAAAAACGAGUUUUCGUUUAACGACUUAUUAGGCCAUUCAUCCACCAAGGUUUUUGUCACCCAUGGUGGGUUGAAUGGCUAUCAGGAAAGUGUGUACCAUGGGGUGCCAAUGGUUGUCAUACCAAUGAUGGGUGACCAAUACCGACAGGCAAAUUUGGUACAACAUAAAGAGCUUGGUGUUGCUAUCAAAUGGAAGUCUUUAAUUGCCAAUAGAAAUAUAUUGCAAGAUGCUAUUAGCAAGGUGCUAAAUAACAAAGUUUAUGGGGAGAAUACUAAACGACUUUCAACAAUAAUGAAAGACAGAAAGCAAAGCCCAUGCCAGGAAGGUGCAGAUUGGAUCGAAUAUGCUUUGCGUCAUGAUGGAGCCUCUUAUCUCACAAGCGAAGCAAUUGAUUUACCACAGUAUAAAUUGCACAUGUUUGAUGUCUUUAUCUUCCUUAUUCUUGUAGUAUGUCUCAUAGUUUAUUUAUUACUACGUUUGUGUUACUGUUUAUUGGGUGCUUGUGGCAGCAGGAUGCAGGUUAAAGAGAAGCAGACCUAAUAACCCUGGCAAAUAAU
Messenger RNA from Dendronephthya gigantea, 1765 nucleotides. RefSeq names its product UDP-glucuronosyltransferase 2C1-like. The record is from RefSeq and is a predicted model, not a curated record. Bases 135 to 1748 code for a protein of 537 amino acids. Gene Ontology annotation, molecular function: UDP-glycosyltransferase activity. The transcript has a single exon. NCBI's taxonomy places the organism in Eukaryota, Metazoa, Cnidaria, Anthozoa, Malacalcyonacea, Nephtheidae.